CAUACCAAUAAAACAAAACACGCGUCAAAAUCCAACUCGGCACCGACACGUUUAUUUCAGAGACAAUCUCGGCGCACGUUGCUAACCUGCACUCCCUUCUCUCUCCCUCGUUCAUUUUUCAACACCUCUCUCUCUGCAAUAUUCCCUUCUUCAAUCUCCAUCUCUGUAAGUCUCGAAUCCCCCCUCUUCUUCAUUCCAUCCAAUCAACUCCAUUUUCAUUUUUGUUUCAAAACUCAUUAUCGUUUCAAUUAUUAUUUACCACCUUAGCUUCAAAAUCUUGUUCAGAUUAAUCUCUAAUCCUAAUCAUACUUCUUAGGUUUAGGUUUUUAUUAAGAUUUAGGGUUAGGGUUAGGUUUAGGUUAAGAUUUGAUGAACAAAUGUAUUCUUGAUUGAAUGCAAAUGAGACGGCGCCCUGUGGCGGGCGUUCUCCCUGAUCAAAUGGAAAAAGGGGGAUCAAAGAAUCAAACUUCACGCCUUUGUUGUUUAGCUUCUUUAUCCGCUUUUCUAUGGAUUUUUCUAUUAUACUUUCAUUUUGUCUUCCUUAGAGCUGAUAAUACUACUACUACAAAUACCACUCAAUUUGUUGAUGAUCACAUUACCAAAUCAACACCUGUUUCUGUUAAUUUUGAUGAAUCUACAUCAAACCAUGAUGUUAUUGAUAAACCUCGAGUGAAAUCAUCGCAACCGCCUCCCAGAAAAAUUGGGUUUCCGGAGCCGGUUGCAAUAAAGAGUGACACCCCUGACCCUGAGAAGGAGGAGAAGAAGGAGGAGAAGAAAGAGGAGGAGAAGAAGGAGGAGAAGAGUUUUCCUUUUAUGAAAGCGUUGAAAACCGGUGAAAAUAAGAGUGAUCCUUGUGGGGGGAGGUAUAUUUAUGUGCAUGAUCUUCCUUCAAGGUUUAAUGAGGAUAUGUUGAAGGAGUGUAAGAGUUUGAGUCUUUGGACUAAUAUGUGUAAGUUUACUACCAAUGCUGGUCUUGGGCCGCCACUUGAGAAUGUUGAAGGGGUUUUCUCCGAUACGGGUUGGUAUGCGACAAAUCAGUUUGCUGUUGAUGUUAUAUUUAGUAAUAGGAUGAAGCAGUAUGAGUGUUUGACUGAGGAUUCUUCAAUUGCUGCUGCGAUUUUUGUUCCGUUUUAUGCUGGGUUUGAUAUUGCGCGUUAUCUUUGGGGUUAUAAUAUCUCGAGGAGGGAUGCGGCUUCACUUGAUCUGGUUGAUUGGCUUAUGAAGAGGCCGGAGUGGAGUAUCAUGAAUGGGAAGGAUCAUUUUCUUGUUGCGGGAAGGAUAACAUGGGAUUUUCGGAGAUUGUCUGAGGAAGAAACGGAUUGGGGGAAUAAGCUUCUGUUUUUACCGGCAGCGAAGAAUAUGUCCAUGCUUGUGGUAGAGUCGAGUCCAUGGAAUGCAAAUGAUUUUGGGAUUCCUUAUCCUACAUACUUCCACCCUGCAAAAGAUGCUGAUGUGUUCAAUUGGCAGGACAGAAUGAGGCAUUUAGAGAGGAAGUGGCUUUUCUCAUUUGCUGGAGCUCCCCGUCCUGACAAUGCCAAAUCAAUCAGGGGUCAGUUAAUUGAGCAAUGCAGAAGUUCACCGGUUGGUAAGCUUUUGGAAUGCGACUUCGGUGAAAGCAAAUGUCAUUCUCCCAGUAGCAUAAUGCAGAUGUUUCAAAGCUCACAGUUCUGCUUGCAACCUCAGGGUGAUUCAUACACUCGAAGGUCUGCCUUUGAUUCAAUGUUGGCUGGCUGUAUACCUGUCUUCUUCCAUCCAGGUUCGGCAUACACACAGUAUACUUGGCAUCUUCCUAAGAAUUAUACCAAGUAUUCUGUCUUCAUUCCAGAGGACGAUAUUCGUAAGAGGAAUAUGAGUAUAGAGGAAAUACUUGGUCAGAUACCUCCUGAACAAGUGAGGAUCAUGAGAGAAGAGGUCAUUGGUCUCAUUCCAAGACUAGUAUAUGCUGACCCUCGCUCCAAGUUAGAAACUCUUAAAGACGCAUUUGAUGUUGCUGUACAAGCAGUAAUUGACAAAGUUACACAUUUGAGGAAGGAUAUUAUUGAAGAUCGUAUCGAUAAAAACUUCAUUGAGGAGAACAGUUGGAAAUAUGCUUUGUUGGAUGAGGGAAAGCAUGAGGUUGGUCCUCAUGAAUGGGAUCCUUUCUUCUCAAAACCAAAAAAUGAUGGUAGUGGAGAGUCCACUGAUUCAUCUGCUGAAGCUGCAAAAAAUUCUUGGAAGAAUGAGCAAAGAAAUCCAUUGUAAAAGAAUGGGAAAAGAUUAUAUCACUGGCUGCAGUGAGGUUUAAUGCAGAUUGAGAUAUGCUUUCCCUGAUUUGAGGAAGAACUGCAAGUUAUUGUUGGAAUCUUGCUGUGAACUUACUGCUGAACAUGUGUCGAAGCAUAUUGAGCGGGCUUCUUUGUUGAAAACCCCGGCUUGGAGACUUAUUCUUUUGCUUUACACGUUUUUUGUACCGGUUUUCCUGAUUUCUGCUUCAUGUAUUCUACUUAGUGGUUUACUAGAAUGCAUUUUAUAAGGUUUAAAAUUUCUUUUAUGUAAUAUUUUUGUUCAUUUGAUUCAUAUAGGAAAAAUAAACAAAUUUAUCAUGGUUAAUGGUAAACACCAACAAGUUUGUCAUUGAAAUCAGGAAAGAACUUGUUUUGUUGGGACGUGGCUAUCUUUCGUCUUUUGAUAAUGGCGCUUUCAUUUGAGUA
Molecule: messenger RNA, 2690 nt
Organism: Medicago truncatula (barrel medic)
Lineage: Eukaryota; Viridiplantae; Streptophyta; Magnoliopsida; Fabales; Fabaceae
Product: xyloglucan galactosyltransferase MUR3
Exons: 1
Coding region: 394-2241 (615 amino acids)
Molecular function (GO): glycosyltransferase activity
Source: RefSeq, a predicted model, not a curated record